AUGCAAAUCGACCAAAAAAAGGCAAAAAUCAAACUGACCAAAGUCGCCUCCCACCCAACUCCCCAACACAACCUUUUUUCCCGCACAACUUCUAAACGGCUGACCACUAUUGCUCUUCCCUCUCUCAACUGCGGCGGCCGUGCUCUCCCCGCCAUGCCUCGUCGCACCAAGACGCGCUCCCCCGCCGCCGCAAAGCACAUAUCCCUCUCCGCCUUCGAUUUUCGCGGAGACGAGGCCGAAAAGGCCCGCAUCAACCUCCAGCACUCAGCCCGAUCUCGAAAGCGAAAGCGCUCCGUGCUAGGCCUACAUCACGUCGACGCCCCUGAACCGCAACCGGAGAUAAUUCUUGAAGAGCCGCUGGAGGAACCGCAGCCGGUUCAGAAGAGGCGUACGCGGGUCAGCGCACCGGCCAAACCGACUUCUGCUCGCCGUGGGCGCACGCCGAAGAAAGUGAGUAAGGGAAGGAGUAGGGUAAGCAGGAGCAGGGCGGCGGCUGACGAUGACGGAGUAUCAGCCGGUGGUGGUGCGGACGCGUCUCUCGACGAUGCUGCCAACAAGGCAGACUCGACAGAGCGCACUCUUGCACACUCACCAGAGUCGCCUCAAGAUAUGUUUGUGGAGCGACAUGUAGGAGCCGAAAACGAUUCAUCUGGGAGGCGGCGUAGUCUGCGUCGAUUUAAACCCACUCGCAAGGCACUUCAGGCCGUGUUUGAAUCCAAUUCAAGGAGACGGAGUCCGUUUCGGAAAGGGGGUCGCCUGAAAGAGCAACCUAGUGCACAGACACCGGCAUCCAAGAAGGAAGUGCACACGGAAACAAAAUCUUCCGAAGCUGGGGCAGGUGAGAGCGAAACGGUGGGAGGGAAACUGAGAGAUCGCAGAGCACCUGAUGACGCUGCCGUGGAGCAGGAAUCAUCAGGCGAUGACAUCUUUAAACCGCCGUCGACUUUGGGGGCGGGAAGAGUGCCGCAGGAUUCUGAGUCCGUGAUGUCUACACCUGUCAAGCUGCGCGUGCGGAAGGAACCGCAGGCGCCACAUGAAGAACACCCAGUUGAGACAGAGGUCGCUGUGGAGGCAGAAAUGCCUCAAACAAAACCCAAGCCUGAGAAUCCGGAGCCUCUUAAACCUACACCAAAACCCGCUAACAAACAGAGAGACGAAAAUGAGCCAAAUGCACAUGGUGAUGCAGAGGAACAGUUGCCCAGUAGCCCGGUUGAGGGUACAUCAGCUGGAAAUGCGAUCGAGAAGACUGCCGAAGUAACAAAGCAAAAGGAAAUUUCGGUGAAAGCUGCGCAGCAAGAGAGUAAGUCUCCUGACAAAGCCGAGCCAAAGCUGGAAGCUCAGGACGAGAGCAACGUCUUGCCAUCACCCCAAAAGCGUUCCAGUGCUACCGGUGAAGAUGCCUCGGAGUUGAAAGGCACGACCAGUAAAUCUUCCCCCGCUAAGCGUGUGAGAUUCAUCGAACCGCAGCGCGCAAAUCGGUCCGUGCGGAUGAAUUUGCACAGCUUCAUGAAACGAAAGAGGAGACAUGAAAGGGUGAGGGCACCAGAUGUUGCAGUUGUACCCUCUGCACGCAGCGGGCCGGAUGAGAAGAGCCGCCAGGUUCUUCUUGACGAGCUGCAAUACGUGCUCGAUGGGAUUUUCAAGUACGCAGGACGGAAGGAUAAGAAGCCGGCAACUGUCUCGCUCAUCAAGAAUUCUUUGCAAGAACUUACCCAGCUUUUGCUCCGCAAGCCAAACAGGCCGAAAGCAGAUGAAGACACCCAAUUGGAUGAUGACUGUGGCGUUGUCCUACAGAUUUUAGCCACUCAACCUGCCUUAUUGAAGAGUAUCGUGGUUGGCCUCUUUAGGAUUCUGGGGAUGUCUCGAGCUGUUGAUCUGCUGGUGUCCUUAGUGUUUGUAAUCAUGUUUCGAUCAACAGUUAGAAUCCUUGACGUAGAGGAAAAUUUUCUUGACUCUCUCAUCGCUGGAUUUCUACGAAAUGGCGCCGAAAGCCUAAAGCAGGUGAGUGUUGCUGGUACUGAGUCAGAGCACAAGCACGGAAGAAAUAUUUCGAAAUCAGAAGCACAAGGAAGAAAUGCUUUUGGUCGUAGGUUGAGUGACAACAAGAAGGAUGAAAAGUUCCUGGCUCACGUGAACGAAGUCAUUCGAAAAGCUGGAAUCAAAGAUGAAGACUUUGAGGGUUUCAACUGCGAACCAGAUGGCUCCGCUCAUCUCAUGGCAUUAGCACUCAGUCUAUUGCUGGAAGGACACGACAAGGCAAGAGAGUGGAUGCGGAAUAACCAGCGGGUACACAAAGUCGUCGCCGUGUUGUACAGUUGUCAGAAGGCGCUGCAGGGAAAGUCGAAGCAGUCAAGCGAUUCUCAGGAGUCAGACUCUCAGCUUCAGGCAGAAGAAUUCGAGGAGCACGUCGCGCUAUCCCUAGUAACUGCGUCGGCCAUGAGAGUUCUCGAGUUUUCGACGCUUGAUCAGGCCUGCCGUCUCCGUGUUGCUACCGAGAGCCGUAUCUGUCGCGUGAUCCUCGACUUCAUAGCGAGUGCGUGUGCGCUUGAGGGGGGUGUCGUCAGUGCUGAUCCGUUGAUAUGCCAAGCUUUGAGGCUUGCUAUCAACCUUGCUCACGACUGCAAGCCUGGUACACAGGAAUUUGUAAAGCAAGGAGGUCCACAGGUUGUGCUCGACUGCCUUGCUUCGGAGUGCAUUGGGGCAGGUUUGAUAGAGGGAAGCAAUCCAGAAAGUGAAUCCGAAGAAGCCUUUGAUGUUCGUGUGCUUUGCCUCGCUUUUCUCAUCAGCAUCCUUGAUAAGGAGGACGAAGUGCGGGAGGGAUUCAAGAAGCUCUGCGCUCGCGACGUACCUGAAAGAGAGGGCGGAGCGAUUACGUUGGUGUUGGAAUUGCUGAAGAACGUUGGCAAGAAGCAGAUCGAAAAGAUGGAGGCCAAAAAUCGCGAGAAGACGGCAACAGAAGAAGCAGCGAAAAUCAAACGAGGGCUGGAUCGGUCAAGUGAAGAUGAGGUAGAAAACGGGGGAGCAAUGGAGGAAAAGAUCACGACUGGGUACAUAUGUCUGCUGCUCGGAGCGCUCGCGCAUGACUGUGAAGGUAACAAGGAGUUCAUGAAGGCUGCGCUACCGCAACAAUCAAUGCUUGGAGUGGCGGCUGUAUUGAAGGAGUUUUUGGACUUUCAUCACGAGGUGGGGGUGACGUCGGUGGCUAUGGACGAGAGGUAUCGGUCAAUUAUUUCAAAUUUGGUCAAGGAUGCAGAGUUGUCGAUUCCAUCGUUGAUGCAAUCGAGUAUGGAUGAGGACGGUGACGAAGAGGAAUGCACGGUUGAGGACAUGGAGGGGGUGAAGAGUAGAGGGACAUCGACAAACAAGGUUCCGGAGGGGGAAGAGGAUGGAAAGGAGACAGAAAAAAAAGGGAAGGAGGGCACUGGUGCAUCUGCGGAUGUCGAUGCGAACAUGAACGAGGUUGCGGUGGAGGGUAAGCAGGUCGCUGAAGAAACAAAAUGGGAGAGCGACGGCGGCGAUGGUCCAGUUGCAGGGAAAGACGUGGUCAAAGUGAGCGAGGGUGGAGAGAAAGAUGGCAACUCGGAGAUGGAUAAAACAGAUGCAGAUACUUUCGGUCGCAGUUCUGCGGGACGGAAUAAGAAAGGAAUGUGA
Molecule: messenger RNA, 3651 nt
Organism: Chondrus crispus (carragheen)
Lineage: Eukaryota; Rhodophyta; Florideophyceae; Gigartinales; Gigartinaceae
Exons: 1
Coding region: 1-3651 (1216 amino acids)
Source: RefSeq, a predicted model, not a curated record